AUGGCCGGUCCUAGGAUCGCUCGUGCUACCUUGAAAGGACCAAGUGUUGUUAAGGAGAUAAUUAUUGGAACAACACUUGGCUUAUGUGCUGGUAGACUUUGGAAGAUAUAUCACUGGAAUGAGCAAAGGAAAGCCAGAGCAUUCUAUGACAUGCUUGAGAAAGGUGAAAUCAGUGUUGUUGCAGAAGAAUAAAAGUUUGUCUUGUGAAAUUGUGUCAAACUUUGGCUGCAUUGCAAUCUUUGUGUUCCCUUCAUUUGGCUCUUAGAUUCAAGAUGAGCAAACUCAGUUUGGAGUUUUAAGAAUAAUUUUAUUGUGUUGAGAUCUUGAUCACAUAUUUACUUAGCAAAUCCAAGCGUCUGUUGAUCUUGUGGCCUUGUGGUUUCUUCUUUUGAGGUUUUUGUUGCAUCUCUUUGGUAUGUGGUUUCUACUUCAAAUAUUAUUGUAAAUGCAACUUUCACUUCCAGACGAGCAAGUUGGC
Messenger RNA from Durio zibethinus, 478 nucleotides. Its product is annotated as cytochrome c oxidase subunit 5C-like. Lineage: Eukaryota; Viridiplantae; Streptophyta; Magnoliopsida; Malvales; Malvaceae. The record is from RefSeq and is a predicted model, not a curated record.